Molecule: messenger RNA, 2631 nt
Organism: Frieseomelitta varia
Lineage: Eukaryota; Metazoa; Arthropoda; Insecta; Hymenoptera; Apidae
Gene: Grip
Product: glutamate receptor-interacting protein 2
Exons: 5
Coding region: 606-2507 (633 amino acids)
Biological process (GO): neurotransmitter receptor transport, endosome to postsynaptic membrane
Molecular function (GO): protein binding
Source: RefSeq, a predicted model, not a curated record
CACGAUUGCGGCCCUACAUCGUGCGGCUAUUUUCGACAGGCAUAUCGCCACUCGUUACAGUUCUCCGUACGACCGCUCCACAACGGGUUCCCCAUCGGCGACGACUCCUCGGGCCAAACAGCGAACAAAGACACGGGGACGCGCUGUUUACGCCGCGAGCAACAAAAGCAACUCCGCUGGUCGUGGCGGCUCCUCGGAGAGACCUGCUGCUCCUCUUCUCUCUAGAUCGCGCUUGCCACUCCUUCGUCACGUUCGCGUUGUUCAAGUUUUCCUAAAAUGAACGUUUAUUUCGUAUUCAGUUAGGUGCGUAACCUAAUGACCGAGCCACAGUGAGAAGAAGUGUGAUAGUUUUUAACGUGGUACCCGGUUGAAGUCUCGAGAUUCUCCUCGCCGAGUGACCUCAAGUCUAGUCUCGCGACUUUCUCCCACUAUCUGGAGAGUUAGACCUAGAUCUAGGUCUCUCUACUGCGUAGCAAGCGUGCUUCCACGAGGAUGGUUGACAAAAACACGCAGGUCAGAGCCUCUUCUACGUUUCUUCGGCGAUGGUAGUGAUUACUCGGUACGGCGUCGGUGCUACGUAGAAUACCCAACAGACAGGACAGAGGAUGUUCAGCUCGCUGAGACUGACCACCAUGCGCUCGCACAAGAACCGUGCUCGGCCAGGAAGCGUGGCCACGUCCGCCAGCUCCGACUCGGCACGACCCGACGAGAUCUCGCCCCAAUCCUAUCACACGCACAGUUUCCUGCUGCUGGACGAUCAAGAUAGUCCUGUGUCCACUCCUUCCAGCGUAUCGUCCAAGGUCGCCCAAGUGAGGGUGGAACGUGAAGGGGGAAGUCUUGGAGUUACUCUGAGAGGCGGUGUUUCACGAGCUCUGGUGGUCACCGGGGUGAAGUCUGACGGACCAGCGGCGAAAGAGGGAAGAGUCAGGCCCGGGGACAGGUUAUUGGCUGUUGACGACACCGAACUGAGGGGUCUGACAUUGGCGGAGGCGCAGAGAGCGCUCAGGAGGAGCUCUGAUGCUCCUGUCGCUUCUUUGACCAUUGAGUAUGACGUUGCCAACAUGGAAGAGGCCAGGGCAGCUACUUCCGGUCCUCUUCUAGUGCAAUUGGAACGUGGACUCUCCGGAGAACUGGGCCUAACGGUAAGAGAGACGCCAAACGGAGUCUACAUUGAAAGUCUAAGACCAGCAAGCACGGCAGACCGAUGCGGCGCCUUGCAACCUGGUGACAAACUACUUGCUGUGGACGAAACUCCCGUCCAGGAUGCAGUGACGGCUGCCAAACUUCUCAGAAAUAACUUCGACUCUCGCAUAGCCAGGCUGCAGAUUUUACCUAGGCCUCCGAGUGUUUCACAGAGGACUGUGAAGAGGAGAGCGCAGCCACAGGCGCAGCAAACCUCUAGUCAGACUUUGCAAACGAAAGAGAGCCUGACCGUGGUUCUUAGGCCCGAUCACAAGGGAUUUGGACUUGCCCUGAAGCUCGCCGAAGAUCAUCUAAAUUACAUCGUCAAUCUGUUAGAGGCUGGAGGACCGGCUGAACGCAGUGGAGUUCUUCUGCCUGGAGACAAGGUGCUUGCGAUUAAUCGCAGAAUGCUCAGAGAUCUUCAGCCAGCCGAGGUGACUGGCAUUUUGGAAAAUUCUCAAGUGAUUGAAUUAGUGACGGAGUAUAAGGUCGGUGGUCCAGUUGUUCCCAGUUCAGGAGUGUUCACAGUGCGAGUAGCAAGACCGAUAGGUGGACAGCCCGAUGUAGGUCUCACAGUAAACGAGGAUCUGAUCAUUACGGAGGUUCGCAAGGGAUCUUUAGCUUACAGAACCGGUAGCCUAGCUCCAGGAGACAGGCUACUGGCUAUAGACGGGCAAAAACUAGACCCUGGCGACCUCAGACAAGCCGCACAGCUGUUACAUCGUCCAGGGAGCUCGGUUAUCGCCCUGACCGUGAGGAAACCGGAUCCUACCUCGGAAACCAGAGAAUACUGCAAGGAUUCCAGUAUAGGAAGCGAUUCGGUGCAACAGUAUCCUUCGGGGAUUCUUCGGCCAGCUAGGGAGAGUCUACCCAGUGUAGACAGCGCAGUGGAUUCUUGGGGAGAGCUAGGGGAAAACAGUGGAACAGGUCCGGAGAUUUUGAGGCUCUGGGAUACAGCUUCAGUGGAUAGCGGUCAACUGGAUCUACACAUGCCUCCUUAUUCUGCGCCACAGGAAUGCAACAAUCCAGAUAGACCCCAACAGAUAGUUCACGUCUCCUUGCACAAGGACCCAGUGUACGAGGACUUUGGCUUUUCUGUGUCCGAUGGUCUGUACGAGCGUGGAGUUUAUAUAAACCGUCUUCGACCUGGGGGACCCUGUGACGGCGUUCUCAAGCCUUAUGACAGAAUUCUACGCGUAAAUGAAGCCAGCACGGAGGACUGUGACUGUUGCUUGGCUGUCCCGUUGAUCGCUGCGGCCGGUCCACGUUUGGAUCUCACUAUAGCCCGGCCGGUAUCUCCUCCUAAUAUCAUGAAAACUCUGUGAAGGAGAACAAGCGGACGUGACGGUACGGUGUAACAAAGGAAAACGGUGGUGAACAUAUCUGGUAUAUUUUUGUACACACCUGUAUUUUAUUUAUAAAAAUAAAUGUAUAGAUUGCUUUCAGCUA